GGCCAUGACCAACUACGAAAAGAAGCUCUCGCUUUUAUUUCUAAAAUACCCUGAUCAUUUUAUGUAAUUACCGCGAUGUCCCUUGACUCUGAAUCAUCUCCUUCCUCGAGCAGGGACUGGUUCUUCCCUCCACAAUCCUUCGUGCAAUCUUACCCCGCCAAAUCUCACAACUACAUCCGUCGAUUUUCUGAAACUUCUCGGAUAUCACGGCGUUAUACCGAUUAUCAGAGGUAUCGGAAGACUUCAUCCUGUAUUUCUGAUUCGCAUUCGUGUUCAACGAUCAGUAAUGAUGUCAAGUUUGCUCGUACUCGAAGGAGGUUUGAUUUUGAUCGCCGCAGCGACCUGUCGCUUAAACGUUCUGAAGUGGAAUUUUCUUCAAAACGGAAGUUGGAGCUGCCGGACUUCUCGAGCUCGGCGAAGAAAGUCUCUGAUAACUCUCGUUUAUCUAGGCCGAUUGACAGUACGCUGAAAGUUCGAUGGCAUUUCUUGGCUAUUGCAUUAUCGAUUUUUGUCGUGAUUUUUGCAAAAAUGGUGCAUGUAAACUUAUCUUUACAGAAGCAAGUCAACGACUUAGAGACCCGGAUUUCUAAUCUUAACAUCAAAUUACGAGCUUGCAAUUUGUUUGACUCUGGAAGUGAAGAUGAUGUACGUUCACCAGACGAUCUUGCUGAUGUUGUUACAGAUAAAAGAUUAAAAACUUUAGCCUUAAUCGCAUCCCUUACACUGUUGUUUGCCCCUAUCAUUAUCCUCAAGUAUAUUGACUAUAUCUCUAAAUCAAGAUCAUUGGAUCAUAAUUUGGAAGAAGUUUCACUCAAUAAGCAGCUUGCGUAUAAGGUGGAUGUUUUUUUCUCUAUUCAUCCAUAUGCUAAGCCACUGGCAUUGUUGAUAGCAACUCUACUACUGAUUAUGAUUGGAGGUUUAGCACUGUUUGGAGUGACGGAUGAUAGCUUAGUCGAUUGUCUUUGGUUAUCUUGGACAUAUGUGGCUGAUUCUGGAAACCACGCCAACUCUGAAGGUAUUGGUCCGAGGCUAGUAUCAGUUUCCGUUAGCUUUGGUGGGAUGUUAAUAUUUGCUAUGAUGCUUGGCCUUGUAUCCGAUUCAAUAUCUGAAAAGUUUGACUCACUUAGAAAAGGAAGAAGCGAGGUUGUUGAAAAAAAUCACACUUUGAUCCUUGGAUGGAGCGACAAACUGGGGUCACUUCUGAAUCAGAUUUCUAUAGCCAAUGAGAGCUUGGGAGGAGGAACUGUUGUGGUGAUGGCUGAACGAGACAAAGAAGAAAUGGAACUUGAAAUUGCUAAAAUGGAGUUUGAUUUUAAGGGUACCUCUGUUAUAUGCAGAAGUGGAAGCCCCUUAAUUCUGGCAGACUUGAAGAAGGUUUCUGUGUCAAAGGCCCGUGCAAUUAUUGUCAUUGCUGAGGAUGGAAAUGCUGAUCAAAGUGAUGCCCGUGCAUUGAGAACUGUUUUAAGCCUAACUGGAGUUAAAGAAGGGCUGGGAGGGCACAUAGUGGUGGAACUUAGUGAUCUUGAUAAUGAGGUUCUUGUUAAACUUGUUGGUGGAGAGCUUGUUGAAACUGUUGUGGCUCAUGAUGUGAUUGGUCGCCUAAUGAUUCAAUGUGCUCGCCAGCCCGGACUUGCUCAGAUUUGGGAAGAUAUCCUUGGUUUUGAAAACUGUGAAUUCUACAUCAAAAGAUGGCCACAAUUGGAUGGUAUGCAUUUUGAGGACAUAUUGAUCAGCUUUCCUGAUGCGAUUCCUUGUGGAAUCAAGGUUGCAUCACGAGGUGGAAAAAUUGUACUGAAUCCUGAAGACUCGUAUAUCCUGGAAGAAGGUGAUGAAGUUCUUGUUAUAGCAGAGGAUGAUGAUACUUACACUCCAGCUGCUUUACCUACGGUCUGGAGGGGAAGUCUUCCCAAAAAAUUUCUUGUUCCAAAAUCUGCUGAAAGAAUCCUGUUGUGUGGUUGGCGGCGAGAUAUGGAGGAUAUGAUUAUGGUAUUGGAUGCAUUUUUAGCACCGGGUUCAGAGCUUUGGAUGUUCAAUGAUGUUCCUGAGAAUGAGAGGGAAAAGAAACUUGUUGAUGGUGGUCUUGAUAUCAGCCGAUUAGAGAAUAUAUCCUUGGUUGACCGUGAGGGAAAUGCUGUAAUUCGGCGUCAUUUGGAAAGCCUUCCCUUGGAGUCAUUUGAUUCAAUUUUGAUUCUUGCCGAUGAAUCUGUAGAGGAUUCAGCUAUUCAGGCUGAUUCAAGAUCCCUAGCAACCUUGUUGUUAAUACGUGAUAUCCAGGCUAAGCGUAUGCCGGUCAGGGAUGCUAAGACUAUAGCACACAGGGGAAGUUUCUCGCAAGGCUCCUGGAUUGGAGAAAUGCAGCAAGCUUCUGAUAAGUCGGUUAUUAUAAGUGAAAUUCUGGAUCCAAGAACUAAAAAUCUGCUUUCAAUGUCAAAAAUCAGUGAUUAUGUCUUGUCCAAUGAACUUGUCAGUAUGGCCUUAGCUAUGGUGGCUGAGGAUCGACAGAUAAAUGAUGUUUUGGAGGAGCUCUUUGCAGAAGAGGGUAAUGAAUUGCAUAUAAGGCAAGCUGAUCUAUACCUUCGUGAAGGGGAGGAACUGAGUUUCUAUGAAGUACUUUUACGAGCUCGACAACGAAGAGAGAUUGUGAUUGGUUACCGUUUGGCAAAUGCUGAAAAAGCUGUUAUCAACCCUCCAGCCAAAAAUGAGCAACGGAAAUGGUCUAAAGGAGACGUUUUCGUAGUGAUAGCCGAAAAAGAAUGACCUCCAUAUUGACAAUGUCAAUCCAAAAUACUUGUUGCUCUGGAAUUGUACCUGCGAGAGAUGAGAUGGCUACAUGGAGUUCUAUUACAAGCAUUACUGCGAGUUUGCAGAUUUGGAAGCCUUUGAUUAGAGCAUUGCAUGCCGCUGAUUCGGGUAGAGCGUGAGAGGGCGGCUGUGACAUUGGCUGUGGCCGAUAUAGAAGAUAGUGAAUGUGCCAUUG
Benincasa hispida (wax gourd) is the source of this 2977-nucleotide messenger RNA. Its product is annotated as ion channel CASTOR-like. The record is from RefSeq and is a predicted model, not a curated record. Gene Ontology annotation, biological process: monoatomic ion transport. Lineage: Eukaryota; Viridiplantae; Streptophyta; Magnoliopsida; Cucurbitales; Cucurbitaceae.